Messenger RNA from Volvox carteri f. nagariensis, 750 nucleotides. RefSeq names its product Kif17 kinesin. The annotation marks the transcript as partial. Lineage: Eukaryota; Viridiplantae; Chlorophyta; Chlorophyceae; Chlamydomonadales; Volvocaceae. The record is from RefSeq and is a predicted model, not a curated record. Gene Ontology annotation, biological process: microtubule-based movement. The transcript has a single exon. Gene Ontology annotation, cellular component: membrane-bounded organelle; cytoplasm; kinesin complex. Gene Ontology annotation, molecular function: kinesin binding.
AUGUACGGACAGCUGGCGGAGGCGGAGUCGCUGUACCGCCGAGCGUUACGCCACCUGGAAGCCACCGUCGGUUCCUCCCACACCGACACGCUAACGUGCGUCAGCAAUCUCGCCAUCUUGCUGCAAACGCAAGGGGACUAUGAGGAGGCCCAGGGGCUGCACAGGCGGGCGCUGUACGGCAGGGAGCGCGUGCUGGGUACUGACCAUCCCAACACCCUCUCAUGCGUCAACAACCUCGCCAACCUGCUGUACGACGAGGGUCGGUACGACGAGGCAGAGCCGUUGCACCGGCGGGCGCUGUACGGCAGGGAGCGCGUGCUUGGCGCUACUCACACCGACACUUUGGCGUCGGUGAAUAACUUAGCAAAUGUACUGCAUUCCAUGGGUCAGUACGACGAGGCGCAACGGUUGCAUCGGCGGGCGCUGUACGGCAGAGAGGUGACGUUAGGUCCGGAUCACCCCGACACGCUGGCGUCAGUGAACAAUCUGGCCAAUGCGUUGUACGACCAAGGGCGGUACGGCGAGGCGGAGCCGCUGCAUCGCCGCGCGCUGGAAAGCCGUGAGCGCGUGUUGGGUGACGAACAUCCCGAGACCCUUGGGUCUGUUGACAACUUGGCUAAUGUACUGCAGUCAUUGGGCCGGUACACCGAGGCCGAGCCGCUACAGCGGCGGGCACUGGCGGGCCGUGAUCGGGUGCUGGGUCCCGACCAUCCCGACACGCUUGCCUCAUUAGGCAACCUGGCGGUGCUG